Molecule: messenger RNA, 3305 nt
Organism: Malus domestica (apple)
Lineage: Eukaryota; Viridiplantae; Streptophyta; Magnoliopsida; Rosales; Rosaceae
Product: rho GTPase-activating protein REN1
Biological process (GO): signal transduction
Source: RefSeq, a predicted model, not a curated record
UUCUGUGUUUGUGUCUGUUUCUGUUGGGAACAACAACACAACAAUCUCUCUCUCUCUCUCUCUCUCUAAUCUAAUCUCUCAGCAAAAACAAAAAAAAAAUUCAGAAGAAAAAGAAAGAGAUUCCAUCGUCUCCUUUCUCUUUCCAAUCCAACAACAACAACAACCCGCAUUUCGAUUUUCCAUGCAAGGCACCGGUGGUGCUGAUCCGUGUGGGAUAUGAUUCUGUAACUCUGGAAUCCAUCAGAGGAUGACUAACCGAAUCACCGAUGCGCCUCAGGGAGAAGGCGAUGCUCCUCCUCCUCCUCCUCCUCCCCCAUCUGGUGGCCCUGGUCCACCUGAAUCUCAGCCUUCUCGUGGUGGCAACACGAUUUUCAAGAGUGGGCCGCUGUUUAUAUCAUCCAAAGGAAUUGGAUGGACGUCCUGGAAGAAAAGAUGGUUUAUCUUAACCCGCACUUCACUCGUUUUCUUCAGAAGUGAUCCAAGUGCUGCUCUAAAGGGAAGUGAAGUGAAUUUGACCCUGGGUGGUAUUGACCUCAACAAUUCAGGCAGUGUGGUUGUCAAAGCAGACAAGAAACUCUUGACCGUGCUCUUUCCAGAUGGCCGUGAUGGACGAGCCUUCACACUUAAGGCUGAAACUUUGGAGGAUCUACAUGAGUGGAAGACUGCACUUGAAAAUGCGUUGUCACAAUCCCCAAGUGGUGGCGCUCAUGCUAUGGGGCAAAAUGGAAUCUUAGGGAAUGAUAAGACCGAGGCAGUUGAUGGUUCUGCGGAUCAGUCGAAGGAUAAGAAGCCAGUGAAAUCUACAGUCAUUGGAGUGCCUGUUCUGCUGGCCUUGGAAGAAGUUGAUGGAGCUCCGUCUUUCUUGGAAAAAGCCCUUAGGUUUGUAGAAGAAUAUGGAGUCAAAGUAGAAGGGAUCUUACGACAAGCUGCAGAUGUUGAAGAUGUGGAGAGUCGAAUAAGAGAGUAUGAACAGGGGAAAACAGAGUUUUCUUCUGAGGAGGAUGCGCAUGUUAUUGCUGAUUGUGUCAAGUAUGUCCUCCGGGCGUUGCCAUCUUCCCCGGUCCCUGCAUCUUGUUGUAACGCACUACUAGAUGCCUUUCGUAAAUCUGGUAAUGAUCGUGGUGGUAGAGUCAAUGCUAUGCGCACAACAAUAUGUGAUACGUUCCCGGAGCCAAAUCGCCAUUUAUUGCAAAGAAUUCUUUUGAUGAUGCAAAGUGUGGCUGCCCAGAAAGCUGUGAACCGGAUGAGCUGCUCAGCUGUUGCAGCUUGUAUGGCUCCCUUACUUCUUCGUCCACUCUUAGCUGGGGAUUGUGAAGUUGACAAUGAUAUUGAUGUGGGGGGUGAUGGUUCUGUUCAACUAUUGCAAGCAGCUGCUGCCGCUAAUCAUGCUCAAGCAAUUGUUAUAACUUUGUUGGAGGAGUAUGAUCACAUAUUUGGGGAAGGUGGUCCCCUGUCCCAGGAACUAUACAGUGACACAGAAGAGAGUGAAAGUGAGACCGAGGGGGCAACCGAUGAUGACGAUUACUAUGAAGAUGAUGAAACUGAUGCAGAAACAGAGGAUGAAGAUGUUGAAAUUGUUUCUGAUGGAGAUAGAACGUGCAGUGAGAGUGGUCAAUCUGAAGACAAGGAUCGGCAUGAUGAUAAGGAUGAUGAUGGUUUAAGACUAGGUGUGAAGACUCCUCAUGGAGGCAAUGAUGGCAAAGCUCACGAGAAAUUGUCAUCAAGCUCAAUUAAAGUUUUGCAGCCUCAACAUGCUGUAGAGAGCAGUAAGAAUGAACUAAGCUUAAGUAAAACCAAUGCGCUAGAGCAGGCUAAUGAGUCAUCUGUAGUAGAAGAGGUUUCUAGAGAAAUAAGUUCACCGAACCAGCCACCCGUUCCAUCCCCAUCCAUCCAAAAAUCUUCAACUAUAUCCAAUGGACCUGAGCAUGGCAGGAAUCGUACUGAUUGGGGACGUACCGCUGCAAAGAAGAACCUUUCCAUGGAGUCCAUUGACUACAGCCUUGAGGAAGAGGCUGAAAUCCAGAACCUCGAGAUGACUAAAUCUGAGUUAGAAAACAGAAUUGCCGAAGAGGCUGAAGCGAAUGCUGCUCUACAAGCAAGUCUGGAGAGACAGAAGAUGGCCUUGCAUGAGCGUCGCCUAGCUCUUGAGCAAGAUGUGGCAAGACUACAGGAACAGUUACUGAAGGAGAAGGAUUUAACAGCAGCUCUUGAAGCAGGACUAAAAGGAAAGGGGGGACGUGUGCCCAAUUUAGCCACAGUUGAUGAAAAAACAAGGGCAGAUCUUACUGAAAUAGCUCAGGCAGAGGAGAAUGUUGCCAACUUGAACAAGAAGGUUGAUGAUCUUGGCGUGCAGCUUAAUCAACAGUGUGAUCGAAACCAUGGCUCUAUGGCUGAUCCUUCCAUUUCAUUCAGAAAUAGUCGCGAUCAUCUAGCAAAACUGCACACGACAGGUAGACAGGACAGUGAAACCAUAGUCCCUUCACAUUCAGAAUCGUCAAGAAGCAAGGAUACUCAUCAAGAUGGAACAGAAAAUGUGAAUGAAAAGAAGAUAGAUGCAGCAAACAAAAGCAACUCCCGGUCCGUUGGGCUGCCAGCUGAUUCAUCUGCAGUAGAGCCAGUGGUAGCGAAGCCUACUGCUUCAACGAACUCCAAGAAAGGUGGUGGGGGUGAGGGAGGUAGUUCCACAACUUCAGCAAUAACGAAGUUGACAUCGCGACUGAAUUUUUUGAAGGAGCGGCGGAGCCAAAUAGCAAAUGAGCUUCAAGGCCGUGGCCCUGCUCAAAAUUUGGAUAAAAGCCAGUCGCUCCAAUACACAUCAGAGAAACCGGAGAAACUUAGGAAAGCGGAGAGUCAUUCAGAGAGAGGAGGAAAGAGAUCUGAAAGCCAACAGCAGCAGCAUAGCCUGGACAGAGGAAAAUCGGAGAGCCAUUUGUCUGUUACCGUGGAGAAAGGUCGAGUUGUAGAGAGUAGUAAACAGAAAACUUCUCCGAGGACGGACGCCAGAUGAUAACAAAUGUUUUACAUGUUGCGUUAAGGCUGAGAGGGAUGUGUGUACAGAUGAAGCAUUUCCUUGUAGUAAAACUGAUUUAUCCGCAACCCCAAACUGUUCAUUUAUGCUGUCGGGCUCUCACACAGCACAAAUUGCUCAGUUAUUUGCGUGCGUUGUACUUGUAUGGAUGAAUAAAAAAAAAAUAUCGUAUCCAGUGUACAAGGCUCCCGUUUUACGCAUGGUCGUACUUGUAUGGAUGAAUGAAUAUGUAAUUUUCUGCAAAACAAUUUUAGUUUUUGGGUCUCAUUGUUGAACU